AUGCUUCUAGCCCCUGCAGCACUGGCAGCCCAGGAGCACAUGAUGCUUGCAGAGGGUGAACCGAUCCUGGUCCAGGUGGGCUGGGCGGCGACAUGCGUCAUCUUCACCUUCUCCAUCUCCCUGGUGGUGUGGGGCCGUUCCGGCCUCUAA
This is a messenger RNA of Auxenochlorella protothecoides, 150 nucleotides long. RefSeq names its product Cytochrome b6-f complex subunit 8, chloroplastic. Gene Ontology annotation, cellular component: cytochrome b6f complex. The transcript has 2 exons. Bases 1 to 150 code for a protein of 49 amino acids. Gene Ontology annotation, biological process: cytochrome complex assembly. The record is from RefSeq and is a predicted model, not a curated record. Lineage: Eukaryota; Viridiplantae; Chlorophyta; Trebouxiophyceae; Chlorellales; Chlorellaceae.